Molecule: messenger RNA, 780 nt
Organism: Nasonia vitripennis (jewel wasp)
Lineage: Eukaryota; Metazoa; Arthropoda; Insecta; Hymenoptera; Pteromalidae
Exons: 3
Coding region: 56-661 (201 amino acids)
Source: RefSeq, a predicted model, not a curated record
AAGCUCUGCCGAAAAUGGAACGGGUUAUCUGAGAAAUAAGCGAAGAGCAUUAUUGAUGUUUUCAAAGGUUAUAAGUUAUUUUUUUGACAGGUCCAAGAAGAGCGGGAAGUCAGAAUUUUUCGGCGGACAUAGAGAUAAUGGUAAAAAUUCUAUGGAGUGGCAAGGAGACGACGACGAUGAUCGCCGGAGCGUCGAAAGCUUGUCCUGGAUCGGGACGAACGAGCUUGAAAAAUCAAAAAGCGAUUCGAGCAUAACUCCGAUCGGCGACUGCAAUUAUCGAGCUCGGGGAGUUCAAGUAACUCUGGGAACUUGCGGCGCGCAGAAGAAGCUCACGUCUGCCCUGAGAAAUUUAGACAUCAGCAACGAUGACGACGAUGGCGGUGAUGACAGAAACGUGAGCUUCACACCUGUCAUAACAAAAGAUUGUCCUUACAAUCAGCUCGAUUCUAACUCGUUCCGCUACGGAUUCAAAACUCAAAAUCUCACGACCAAAGAACUUGUCAGUGUAGGACCAGAAAUUUUGAACUUCCAGGGAAAUCGACAUUUCCCCGAAGAAAUUGCAAUGUACUGGAAAAAGGAUUGCAGAAUGUGGCUGUGGAAGUCGUUCAGAAGACGAAAUCAGUCGAGAAAUACCACUGCUGAAAUAAAGCAGCUAAACUAAAAAUGUUGUUUCGAGUUAAAAACUUUGAUAAAAUAUUGACAAUUUUUUCGAUCUUUUAAAAGUAAAACUAUGUAUUUUUUUAACAUUUAACAUUUUUUAAUAAAAGCUUUAACAGAAAU